Ilex paraguariensis (yerba mate) is the source of this 1495-nucleotide messenger RNA. The record is from the annotation of a GenBank genome assembly. NCBI's taxonomy places the organism in Eukaryota, Viridiplantae, Streptophyta, Magnoliopsida, Aquifoliales, Aquifoliaceae.
CUCUUCUAUAUAUUCAGCUCUCCCCAUACCCACUUUUCUCCCACACAGCCAUAGCCAUUUCUCAUCACUAAAAACACAGCAAUAUGGCUCAUAUUGGAGAUAACAUUGUUGUGUCCAACAAGAAGCUUGAGAGGAUGCUUAGCAUGAAAGGAGGCCAAGGAGAGGCUAGCUAUGCCAAUAACUCCCAAGCCCAGGCUCAACAUGCUCGAUCGAUGCUCCACCUACUCAAAGAAACCCUAGAUGGAGUCCAGUUAAACUCGUCGGAAGUUCCCUUUGUCGUCGCCGACUUGGGAUGCUCAAGUGGCAGUAACACUAUUUACAUCGUCGACGUGAUCAUCAAACACAUGAUCAAGCGAUACGAGGCCUUAGGGUAUGAGGCACCUGAAUUCUCGGCUUUCUUCUCCGACCUCCCUUCUAAUGAUUUCAACAAUCUCUUUCAGCUCCUCCCUCCUUUAGCCAAUCAUGGGGGUAGCAUGGAAGAGUGCCUAGCCGCCGAUAACCAUCGUUCCUACUUCGCUGCCGGAGUUCCCGGCUCCUUUUACCGGCGACUCUUUCCGGCAAGAUCGAUUGAUGUUUUCUACUCUGCUUUUUCACUGCACUGGCUCUCUCAGGUACCAGAAAUGGUGGUGGACAGGAGAUCAACGGCGUAUAACAAAGGAAGAAUAUUCAUCCACGGUGCAAAUGAGAGCACAGCAAAUGCAUACAGCAAGCAGUUUCAGACUGAUCUAGCUGGGUUUCUUAGGUCAAGAUCACAGGAGAUGAAGAGAGGUGGGUCGAUGUUCCUGGUAUGCCUAGGGAGGACUUCUGUGGAUCCCACAGACCAAGGAGGGGCCGGCCUUCUCUUUGGGACCCACUUUCAGGAUGCAUGGAAUGAUCUUGUCCAAGAGGGCCUGAUAACUAAUGAGAAACGGGACAACUUCAACAUCCCAGUGUAUGCACCGAGCCUACAAGAGUUCAAGGAAGUAGUCGAAGCCAAUGGCUCAUUUACCAUCAACAAGCUUGAAGUUUUCAGGGGAGGUAGCCCUCUAGUGGUUAACCGUCCCGACGACGCUGCCGAGGUGGGUCGAGCUCUAGCCAAUAGUUGCCGGAGCGUGAGUGGUGUAUUAGUUGAUGCCCACAUUGGAGAGUGGCUGAGUGAAGAGCUGUUCUCGCGAGUUGAGUGCCGAGCCACAGGCCAUGCAAAAGAGCUUCUGGAGCAGCUACAGUUCUUUCACAUAGUUGCAUCUCUUUCUCUUGCAUAAAGAAGAAGCAAAAACAUAUCCACAUGCAAAAGAGAAGGAAAUACUCUCUCUCUCUCUCUCUCUCUCUCGUGUGUUGUUACUGACUGUAGUUAUUCUUAUACUCAAUGGAUUUUGUGCUUUUCGUGUUCCCUUAGUCAAAACAGAGUAAAUAAAAGUCAGUAAACUCUCUUGAUUUCACUUCCUUUAUGGGUCUACCUAUCUACUAGUAGAAUUUAUGGGUUUUGCUUUUUGUACAUCAGUUUCUUGUGAAAUGC